GACUUUUGAGUUUUGCCGUAGCUUCCUGUCUUGCAAGUGUUUUUCUUGUAAAGCGGUUUUUGUUGUUGAUAGAAUAUUUUAACUUAUUAAUAGUAAGCCGAAUACACUGAAUAUUAUGAGCACUUAUGCAAAAUUAUUUAUACGUAAUAUAUAACAUAUAUAUAACAUUAGUUUGCAAAGUUAAAAGGAAAAUGUCUACCGAAGAUGUUAUUGAAUUGGGGUCUUCUGAUGAAGAGAAGGAACCUGCACCAAAAAAGAAAAAAACUGUACCCAAUGCGAUGGUACGUAUACCAAAUCCGUACGCCAAACUUCCAGGUUUAACUAUAAAGCCGGCUCAUAAAAUGCUGGGGAAAAAUUGUAAACCCAAUGUAAAUAAAAUUAAAAUAAAUAAUUCAGUAGGUAUACAGCCACAGAUCGUAAAUUGUAGUAUUAGAGAAAAUACAAAGAUAUCACCUAAUAUGCAAAGUCUCAUACAAAAGAAACAAGGUCUCAGCUGUAUACCAAUAAAAAUGUGUAAACCUAUAAGGCCUGCCAAUGCAACUACUAAUAUUGCCAGUAAAGCCUUUAUAGCCAAUAAAACAAAAAUAAAAGGUAUAAUUCCUGGUAGGGUGCUUUUAAACAAUUUGCCUCCAAGUAUCACCAUUAAAAGAACAAAUGAUUCUUCUAUUAGAAACAUGUCACACUUAACUAAACAAACUUAUAAGAAAACAAAAAUUACUAAACAAGCUUCUCAAGUAAUACAAACAGUUGAAAUUGAUGAUGAAGAUGUGCCGGUAGCAUCUACAUCACUACCUCAGUGGUACAAAAGACCCGAAGAGGAACAUUGUGGGGGGAGCUUAACUCAACCAGAGACAAGUCUAAAAAAAGUUGAAUCAAUACAAGAACAAAAUAAUAAGGAACCUGAACCCAGCAAUUACAUUGAAAUAACUAUUGAAGAUAGUCCAAUAAAACCUACCCAACUUAAACAUACUGUGGAAGCCUGCAAUGCUAUCACUAUUGAAGAUAGCCCCAUAAAAACUUCUGUACAGAAAGAGGAAACAGCAUUAAGCUUACAGCAAGAUAAAAAUAGUAAGAAGAAACUUGAAUAUCCACAUGAGAUACCUAUAGAAAACAAUGGAAUGGUAGAAAUAGAAAUCCAACCUUUUGAAAAACCUGAACCUCAAACUAAUGUAAAAUGUGAUGUAAUUGAAACUGAUCAUCAUCAUCGUCAUACUGAUGAAUCCAACAAACCAAAACCGAAUAACCUGAAUGACAAAGGUAAUGAUAGUAUAACAAGCAAAACUGAUGAUUCUUGUGAAGAGUUCAAUGCUACUUAUCAAAAGUUUAUCGAUACAUGUUUUCGUAUUGAAAACUCUGAUGAUAUGAAGAAGAUAGUUGAGAAGAAAAUCAAAGCAUAUUAUAGACAAUGUUCUAAAGAGUUUGUUGAUUCAGAGGAAUUCACAGACUUAGUGUCUGGAAAGAUUCUUGCUAUAGAAGCAUCGCCAGACAAAAUGUAUCUAUAUAUUAAAGAUGUUGUUGAUGAGUUAAAUAUGCUGCGAAAGUUGACAAAAGCCAAUUUAAAGAAUGAAGAUGAUUGUGCAGACCACAGGGAAGAUACAAUUGAUAGAAGUGAAUAUGACACCAAACGUCAGAGACACAUUCGAAAGUUGGAAAAAACACUCAAGAAAUUACAUAGAGCUAUUCAAAAGCUAGAAGAACAGGAAGUUGACUUUGAUGAUGAAGAUGAUUCAGUUUACUUAUUAACUGAGAGGUACAAGGAAAGAUUAGUCAAAGUACAUGCAAAGUUUUGUCAGUUAACUAACACUAAAAUGCCAUCUGAGCCCAGUAUUAAGCUUGAGCCUCGACCUGGCCGACCUCUUGGACCUGUUCGAAAAGUUGAAAAGCUUAUCAAUGUUAAAGUACCAAUUGGGGCGCCGCUACCGUUUCCUGAUUUUCAUGAUGUGCUGCGUUGCGUAAGGGAGGCCAAUGAGGAAGAUAAACUUGGGUGGAGCGAAAUGGAAGUUAUAGAAGAAGCUCGGGCUAUAUUUACAAAUUGUGGUAAAAAAUUGCAAAGACGUAGACAGGAGAAUGAAUGGAGAAUAGCAGCAUCUCGACUACCAACAAAUGAGGACCCCGCUGAAAAUAAUGAAAGUUUGAAAAACAUUCUAGAGAAAAACAAAGAAGUAGCUGCGAAAAAGGAAUCAGAAGUUUUUAACAAGUUUGCUGAUAGGCAGAUUCAAUUAAAAUUAGAAGCGGUAGAAAUAGGCGAUAAAGAAGCUGACGAAUCUCCGGUAGAGAGUGAGGAAGAUGAUGAUGCAGACAGCACCUUGUUAAAAGAUAAACAAAAGAGAAAAAGUCGAUUAAAAAGGCUUAUUCAAGAAAAAUCUAAAUUAACUGUUGAAAAGACACAAGAAGAAGUACCUAACAAUGUGGAAGGGUAUGAUGACUGUGAAAAAGAAAAAUUAGAGCAGAUUAGCCACGGUGAAAGUUCUAUUAAUAAUCAGAAAGAGAAAGAUAACAAAGCUGUCAAUAGUGAUACUGAAGCCAAAGAUGAUGACGAAAAUGAAUUACAGACGAUUUGUGAUAACGAUGCUAUUGAAUCUGACGUUGAUGAAUUGCACCUUUUGCAAAAAUUAUAUUCAGAAGAUGAAGCAAAUUCCUCAACAUUAGAUUCAGGAUCAGAAUCACCAAUUAGUCUGCCUGAAUCUGAUAAUGAAAACUCAAUAGAUAAUGCUGAGACAUCUACUUUGAACACUAUGGACGUAAUAAGUAUUGAAAAUUCAAGUUACUCUGAAUCAGAAAAUACCCUUGAUGAAAGAAACAAUAAAUACGUUGAUGGUAAUAUUGAAAAAAAUGUAGAAGAAUUAUCUAAUAUGGAAGUUGAAAUCUUAAUGGAUGAUUCUAAUAAGAACCAGGAACAGUCGAUUACUGAUGUAAGUAAUGCUGAUCAUAACAAAACUACGACAGAGACCAAAGAUGAUACUCAAAAAGAUAAAAUUUCGAUAACCCAACCUGAGCAGCUUCUUCUGUCACCUGAGGCAGAAGAAGCAAACGAGAAUAUUUUGCUUUGUUCAUCGGAUGAUGAUGGUGAUAAUCAUAUAGUUAAUGAUAAUGAAAAACAAAGUGAUUCUUGUGUUAAUUUAGGAGAUGAUAAUAUAUCAAUAUCAGAAACAUGUGUCGGUAUAACAUCAGAUGAAAAUAAUUUAGAAGGUAAAGAGACGGCUUCUACAGAAAACGAUAAAAAUGAAAAUUUCACAUCUUUACCAUGUAUAAACGAAACAGCAAAAAGCGAUUCAAAAACUAUUGACAAUACGGACCCUGAAAAAGAUGUAAUAAUUAAAAAAGAUUUGAUUAUGACAAACACAGACAAAUUAUAAUAAUGUAUAUAGUAUACUUAAUUGAGGCAAAUAUUUCAUCAUUUUCUUAAAUACAUCUAAGAAAGUAACUAUUAAAGACUGACCAAUAUUCAGGUUCAAAUUAAUAAUUGGCGAAUUUUGAAAUAUUUAAAUGCUGCAUAAAAUUAAAUACUUUGGCAUCACAGGUGUGUGGUAAAUUUUGUACAUAUAGUAUGUAAUAUUACCUUAUGCUUUCAUUAAAUAUAAUUUAGGAUUUAGAAAUAUCAUUAUUUCUGAUAUGAUAUCUAGCUUCGAUAUUUGCCAAGUUCAGUGUUUCAAGUUAUAAGUAAAAAUGUAUAUUUUAUUUUAUUAUUAUUCUUUUGUAUUCAUUAAAAUUG
Molecule: messenger RNA, 3712 nt
Organism: Zerene cesonia (dogface butterfly)
Lineage: Eukaryota; Metazoa; Arthropoda; Insecta; Lepidoptera; Pieridae
Product: daxx-like protein
Exons: 6
Coding region: 126-3356 (1076 amino acids)
Molecular function (GO): histone binding
Source: RefSeq, a predicted model, not a curated record